This is a messenger RNA of Paramecium octaurelia, 4744 nucleotides long. NCBI's taxonomy places the organism in Eukaryota, Ciliophora, Oligohymenophorea, Peniculida, Parameciidae. The record is from the annotation of a GenBank genome assembly.
AUGACAUCUUAGCUAGAUGAGAAUCUUCUGGUUGGAAGUACUUUGUCUGACUUUGGAAUGACAGCAAAGGAAUUAUCGUAAAAGAUAUAUCGAAUAUUAAAGCAACUUGUUUGUUCCAGACAAUGUGAGAGAUGGAUCAAGUUUGGUAUAGUUGGGAAGACAUGGAAAGAUAGAUGGGUUGAUGAAGAAGUUGAGGACAGAUCCAAAGGUAUAUCAGAAAAUAUAUAUAUAUAGAAAGGGUUAGAUAGCAGUAAUAUCAAUGAUAUGGAAUUGAGAGUCAAGAAGUAAGAUAUGUAUAUUUAACUAUAGUUUUGGUGACAACAAGCCUGAAAUAAAAGAACCAAAGACGCUUUUGGAAUAUGUAAGAUUAUGAGUUGAUUUAUCAGAUCCUUGAAAACUUCGAAGAUCCAAUGCUUAGAAUACUGUGUUUGGCUGCAGCUGUAAACUUGAUUAUAGGUGUAUGGACAGAAGGAUGGAAAGAAGUAUUGAUUAAUAAGAUUUGAUUAGGGAUGGAUGGAUGGAAUGGCAAUUUUCAUAGCAGUUAUUAUAAUCGUAUCAGUUACAGCAGGAAAUAAUUAUGUGAAAGACUAGUAAUUCAGAAAAUUGAAUGCAAUAGCAGAAAAUAGAAAUGUGAAUGUAAAAAGAGGGGGUAAAAUAGUGAGCACUAAUAUAUAUGAAUUGGUUGUUGGAGACAUUAUGAUUGUUGAUACAGGUGAGAAGUUGCCUGUUGAUGGAGUUGUUAUAGAAUCAAGUGAAUUAACAGCAGAUGAGUCUUCAGUUACAGGAGAAACAAAUCCGAUCAAAAAGAAUGUUCCACACUAAUAUGAAUAGCAAGAGAAAAGUAAUCCAUUUUUGAUAAGUGGUUCAUCAAUCAUUGAAGGUACCGGCGAAAUUCUCAUCUUGGCAGUUGGAGAGAAUUCAUAAUGGGGAAUUUCUAAAAAAUUAAUGACUCAAUAAGCUAAAGAUGAUAAAACACCUUUGUAAGAGAAAUUGGGUAUUUUGGCUGAUUAAAUUGGUGAAUAUGGGUUAAAAGCAGCCGUAACUACAUUUAUUGCAAUGACACUUCAUUUACUCUAUGAUGCAGUGUUUAAUGAAUAUCCCUUGUUCUCUGCUCAUGCCGUAAAAGAAAUACUCAAUUUCUUCAUUGUCUCAGUUACAAUUAUUGUAGUUGCUGUCCCUGAAGGAUUACCAUUGGCUGUUACAAUAGCUUUGGCAUAUUCUGUUGGUAAAAUGAAGGAUGAAAAAAAUCUCGUUAGAUUUUUAUCUGCAUGUGAAACAAUGGGAGGAGCAAACAAUAUUUGCAGUGAUAAAACUGGUACCUUGACUGAAAAUAAAAUGACUGUCACCAAUUUAUACAUUGAAGAUACUGAUUUUAGUAAGUUAGAUCCUAAAGCCAUUAAAAAUUCAACUUUAGAAUUACUAUGUGAAGGCAUCUGUUUGAAUUCUAUGGCACAUCCACAAAUAGAUGAAUCUGGUAAAUUUGAGCAUAUUGGUAAUAAAACUGAAUGUGCAUUAUUGGAAAUGAGUUACAAAUUUGGAUAUGAUUUCAGAUAGAUUAGAUAAAAUAUGGGAGAAAAGAUCAAAAAGAAGUUCCCUUUCAGUUCAGAGAAAAAGAAGAUGACAAUCAUUUUAGAUCCAAAAGGAGACAGAACUUAAUUCAAAAUUUAUACUAAAGGUGCUCCAGACAUGCUUUUAGAUAAAUGUUCACAUUACAUAAAUGCCGAAGGAAGAGCUGUUGUGUAUUUAUAAUUUCUAAUUUUUUUAGGAUUACCAAUGAUUAUAAACAAAAAAUUAAUAGUGUUAUUAAGAAUUAUGCAUCCUAAUCAUUAAGAUCAAUCUUAUUGUUGUAUAGAGAAACCAUGAUCUAAGGAAGACCAUCAAAACCAGAAGAAUUUAACAAUGUGGAAGAUAUGAUUGACAAAUCUUAUACAAUCAUUGGAGUGACUGGCUUAUAAGAUCCAUUGAAAGAGGGAAUCAUCAAAGCAGUCUAAUAAUGUAAGGAAGCAGGAGUUACUGUAAGAAUGGUUACAGGUGAUAAUUUUGAUACUGCAGUUGCCAUUUCCAAGAAAGCAGGAAUCUUACCACCAAAUUAUGAGCAUCAUGAUGAUUCACUUGCUGUAAUGGAAGGAAAGACCUUCAGAUAAAUGGUUGAAGGAUUGGAGUAUGAGAAAGAUGAACAAGGAAAUGAAAUACCAAAAGUGAAGAAUUUAUAGAAUUUCACUACAAUUGCUUAAGAAUUAAGAGUCUUAGCCAGAUCUUCUCCAGAAGACAAGUUUUUAUUGGUCACUGGUCUGAAAUAACUUGAGAAUGUUGUAGCAGUAACAGGAGAUGGUACAAAUGAUGCACCAGCAUUAAAAAAGGCAGAUGUAGGUUUUGCUAUGGGAAUCUAAGGAACUGAAGUUGCUAAGGAAGCAGCAGGUAUUAUCCUUCUAGAUGACAAUUUUGCUUCAAUUGUAACAGCCAUGAAAUGGGGUAGAAAUAUCUUCGAUUGCAUCAGAAAGUUCCUUGUAUUUUAAGUAACUGUCAAUGUGGUUGCAGUAUCUAUGGCAUUCUUGGGAGGAGUCUUCUUAAAGGAGUCUCCCUUAACAAGUAUUCAAAUGUUGUGGGUUAAUCUUAUUAUGGAUACAUUGGCAUCUUUGGCAUUGGCCACUGAACCUCCCACUGAUGAAUUAUUGACACGUAAACCAUAUGGAAGAAAAGAACACAUGAUCACACCAGGAAUGUGGAGGAGUAUCAUAUGUCAAGCAGCAUUUUAACUCUUUGUUCUUUUGAUCGUUUUAUUCAGUGGAGACUCCAUUUUUGGUAUUGAAUCUAGUAGAGGACAUAGAUUGGAUGAAGAAUAUAAGUAUCUAUAAAACAUUAUCUUAUUUUAGCCCUGUCUAUCAAGAACAUUAUACUAUCUUCUUCCAUAUUUUUGUGUUCUUGUAAGUCUUCAAUGAAAUCAAUGCUAGAAAAUUGAAAAAGACUGAAUUGAAUGUAUUUGAUGGGUUCUUUAACAACUAUCUUUUCAUAUGCGUUAUUGUUGGAACUAUUAUUGUUCAAAUUCUUAUUGUGUAAAUUUUCAGCUUAUAAUCUCAUUAGUUAAUUUGGUGGAAAAGCAAUCAAAGUCACUCCCCUUGAUUUUGCCCAUCAUGUCGCUUGNGCAUCCUAAUCAUUAAGAUCAAUCUUAUUGUUGUAUAGAGAAACCAUGAUCUAAGGAAGACCAUCAAAACCAGAAGAAUUUAACAAUGUGGAAGAUAUGAUUGACAAAUCUUAUACAAUCAUUGGAGUGACUGGCUUAUAAGAUCCAUUGAAAGAGGGAAUCAUCAAAGCAGUCUAAUAAUGUAAGGAAGCAGGAGUUACUGUAAGAAUGGUUACAGGUGAUAAUUUUGAUACUGCAGUUGCCAUUUCCAAGAAAGCAGGAAUCUUACCACCAAAUUAUGAGCAUCAUGAUGAUUCACUUGCUGUAAUGGAAGGAAAGACCUUCAGAUAAAUGGUUGAAGGAUUGGAGUAUGAGAAAGAUGAACAAGGAAAUGAAAUACCAAAAGUGAAGAAUUUAUAGAAUUUCACUACAAUUGCUUAAGAAUUAAGAGUCUUAGCCAGAUCUUCUCCAGAAGACAAGUUUUUAUUGGUCACUGGUCUGAAAUAACUUGAGAAUGUUGUAGCAGUAACAGGAGAUGGUACAAAUGAUGCACCAGCAUUAAAAAAGGCAGAUGUAGGUUUUGCUAUGGGAAUCUAAGGAACUGAAGUUGCUAAGGAAGCAGCAGGUAUUAUCCUUCUAGAUGACAAUUUUGCUUCAAUUGUAACAGCCAUGAAAUGGGGUAGAAAUAUCUUCGAUUGCAUCAGAAAGUUCCUUGUAUUUUAAGUAACUGUCAAUGUGGUUGCAGUAUCUAUGGCAUUCUUGGGAGGAGUCUUCUUAAAGGAGUCUCCCUUAACAAGUAUUCAAAUGUUGUGGGUUAAUCUUAUUAUGGAUACAUUGGCAUCUUUGGCAUUGGCCACUGAACCUCCCACUGAUGAAUUAUUGACACGUAAACCAUAUGGAAGAAAAGAACACAUGAUCACACCAGGAAUGUGGAGGAGUAUCAUAUGUCAAGCAGCAUUUUAACUCUUUGUUCUUUUGAUCGUUUUAUUCAGUGGAGACUCCAUUUUUGGUAUUGAAUCUAGUAGAGGACAUAGAUUGGAUGAAGAAUAUAAGUAUCUAUAAAACAUUAUCUUAUUUUAGCCCUGUCUAUCAAGAACAUUAUACUAUCUUCUUCCAUAUUUUUGUGUUCUUGUAAGUCUUCAAUGAAAUCAAUGCUAGAAAAUUGAAAAAGACUGAAUUGAAUGUAUUUGAUGGGUUCUUUAACAACUAUCUUUUCAUAUGCGUUAUUGUUGGAACUAUUAUUGUUCAAAUUCUUAUUGUGUAAAUUUUCAGCUUAUAAUCUCAUUAGUUAAUUUGGUGGAAAAGCAAUCAAAGUCACUCCCCUUGAUUUUGCCCAUCAUGUCGCUUGCAUUAUUAUUGGAAUGUGUAGUUUGGGUGUUGGAUACUGUAUUAAAUAAAUCCCUGAUCAAUACUUCUAAUCCAUUGAAUUAUUUAAGGAACAAGUUGCCCCUGAAGCUGAUCCUGAUACUAUAUAGGUAUAUUGAUCAAUCUAUCAUUUUUAAGGGUAAAAUAAAAAGACCUUCCACAUUCCUUAGAAAGAAGAGAGCCAUAGAAAAUAAAUAACCAAGGAAGGGUUCUUAAGAAAUAGAAAUGAAAGCUGGAACUAGUGGUUUUAAACAAUGA